AUGCGCUAUAAAAAGGAAGACUUGGAGAGAGUCAGUCAGUCGGGCAGCGCGCAGCGCAGACGAGAGCAGCCGGAGGCUUUCAUUCAGGGGUCCUUAAGACGGGCCGCCCUCGCCGCACCGCGCGACCCCUCCGCAAAACCGUACGACCACCCGCACUGUGCUCACCUGCUACGACUCCCCCUCAACCGCUACGACGGUCCCGCACCGCUAACGACAUCCCCGCGACCGCUACGACUGUCCCCGGCACCUGCUAACGACUCCCCGCAGCACACUAAGCGCACCGACGACGUCCCCCAGCCGCUCGCCGCUCACUACGCCCCCGCUCCGCUACUACGGGGGCCAGGCACCUGCUCGCCGCUACGACUCCCCGCUCCGCUAACGACUCCCUGGGGGGGCCACCCGACGCGCAUUCGACACCGACCGUACCGCGACGACGCCCCGCACCCGCUACGACUCCCUCCGCGAGCGCUAUACGCCUCCACCCUGAUCACUACUACUCCCCGCACCGCUACAUACCCCGUACCCGCGCCACUCGCCGCAACACUCUAG
Messenger RNA from Knipowitschia caucasica, 549 nucleotides. The record is from the annotation of a GenBank genome assembly. Lineage: Eukaryota; Metazoa; Chordata; Actinopteri; Gobiiformes; Gobiidae.